GCCGCCUCGUCACAGUCACAUGCGGCAUCACAACAACAGCACGACUAUGGGACUUUAAAGAGGGGAGAUUUCACUACAGUUUGGGGAAGACUUCUCUGUGGCCACCAACAUGCGGGUUUUAGCCGUGAUCGUGUUUGUGUGCGGCUGCUGUUGCGCUUGUGCAGCGAUGUUAGAGGACCAGCCCAUCCAGACGUUUGUGAUUCCUCACAGUCACAUGGAUGUGGGCUGGGUUUACACCAUCCAGGAGAGCAUGCACGCCUAUGCAGCCAAUGUUUACAGCACUGUGACUGAGGAGCUGUCAAAGGUCAAAGAGCGCAGGUUCAUCUCCGUGGAGCAGGAGUUCUUCCGACUCUGGUGGGACACUGUGGCUUCAGACUCCCAGAAGAAACAGGCGCGCCAGCUUGUGAAAGACGGUCGACUGGAGUUUAUCAUCGGAGGCCAAGUGAUGCACGACGAGGCUGUAACGGACCUGGAGGAUCAGAUCUUGCAGCUGACAGAGGGCCACGGCUUCCUCUAUGAGACGUUUGGAGUGCGCCCUCAGUUCUCUUGGCACGUGGAUCCCUUCGGAGCCUCCGCCACCACGCCCGUCCUGUUCGCCCUGGCUGGGUUUAACGCACACCUCGUCUCCCGCAUCGACUACGACCUCAAAGACGUCAUGCAGAAAAACAAGAAACUACAGUUUGUAUGGCGCGGUUCUCCCACUCUGAAAGCCCAGCAAGAGAUCUUCACUCACACCAUGGACCAGUUUAGCUACUGCACUCCGUCUCAGCUGCCGUUCUCCAACAGGUCUGGCUUCUACUGGAACGGAGUCGCUUUGUUCCCGGACCCCCCUAAAAAUGGAGUCUACCCCAACAUGAGUCUCCCUGUCACCAAGGAAACGGUCCAGGCCUACGCCAAGACCAUGGUGGAGAACAUCAAGCAGAGGGCUGCGUGGUUCAGGACCAAACACGUGCUCUGGCCGUGGGGCUGCGACAAGCAGUUUUACAACUCUUCAGUACAGUUCAACAACAUGGACCCCCUAAUGAAGUACAUCAACCAGAACAGCAAAGAGCUGGGCGUAACGGUCCAGUAUGCCACUCUGAGCGAGUACUUCCAAGCCAUCCACCAGUCUAAUCUUACCUGGGACGUCCGAGGGAGUGAAGAUUUUCUCCCAUAUUCAACUGAGCCCCACCAGGCAUGGACAGGGUUUUACGCCUCCAGGAAUGUUUUGAAAGGAUUGGCUCGACGAGCCAGUUCCCGACUUCACGCAGCCGAGACGCUUUUCACCCGAUACCGAAUCAGCUUCCCAGACGGGCCCGUAGCUAAAGACUGGGCGUUGGACAAACUCAGAUCUCUGCGCUGGGCUGUUUCCGAGGUUCAGCACCAUGAUGGCAUCACUGGUACCGAGUCUCCCAAGGUGGCAGACAUGUAUGUGCAGAAUCUGAUGCAGGCACUGAUGGGAGUCGAGGAGCUUCUGGCUGCGCUCUUUUUGCUACCCCACGACCUCGGCGAUACCAGCGUCCUGGGCGGGAGCGUCCACAACAAAGUUAAUCAGGAUCUGGAGCAGCAUGUCAUCAUUUACAACCCAUUAGCGUGGAACAUCACCAGCAUCGUCAACAUCACUGUGCCGUUCGCGAGCGCGGCCGUCUAUGACGAGGAUGGGCGCCCUGUCCCUGCACAGAUCCAGAUGUCGGCGAACUCCAACACAUCCUACGAUCUGUUUGUCAUAGUGGAACUCGGAGGCCUUCAGGAGAGAACAUACUUGAUCAAGUUCUCUGAGACGCUGCGCUCGGGGAAGUCUAAGUGGGUGGACACUUAUGAGGCAAAAGGCGUUUUGUUUGAGAGACGCAGUGUGAAGGACUGGGUUAAGACAGGAAGGCGGCUUCUGCCUGUUCUGAAUGAAUGUCACAGGCUCAUGUUUGACCAGGACACCAAUCUGCUGCACAGUAUCACUUAUAUGAAUCCAGAUAAAAGGCAAGUAAGGAUGACGCAGGAUUUCUGGGAGUACGAGGCAAACGGAGACGUGAAAAAAGGGCCCAUCUCUGAUAACUACAUCUUCAGUGCAAACGGUCCAGCCGUGCGGGCCUAUAAGGCCGUGGAAAUGGAGAUUAUCCCGGGGAGGAUCGUCACUGAGAUCCGGCAGUACUUCUACAGAGAGGAGGCCGAUAAAGACUUCGCCUACUCAAUCACCACCCGUGUCCCGGGAUGCUUGGGGACCCGGCUGCCGUGUCACAGACUGGAGCAGAGCUACUCGCUGGGACCCCUCCACGUCAACACGGAGGUUGUCCUCAGGACACACACCUCCUUGAUGAACAAUAGGACCCUGUACUCGGAUGACAAUGGCUUUCAGAUGAUGAAGAGGACAUACAAGAAAUUCACAAACAACACAUUAUCAAGGAAUUACUUCCCCAUGGUUCGGGCAGCUUACAUUGAGGAUGACCUCGGCCGACUGGUGCUGCUCAGUGACAGAGCUCAUGGGGUUUCUAGUCAAGUCAACGGAGAACUGGAGGUCAUGCUCCAUCGCCGUCUUUGGAACAACGUGCUGUGGAACCUCGGGUACAACCUGACACUGAACGACAGCUCGGUGGUGAGGCCCACCCUCUGGCUGGUGCUGGGAUCCGUAAGUGCAACCUCCAAGCUGUACCAGCGGGAGGCGAUAGAGCUGCAGCACAGACCCGUCGUCAUGCCCAUUGAUAAGCCUCGCAAGCCUUGGCAGGAGAAGGAGCCCAGACGUGGCUCUGCUGCGCCUCCGGUUGUUUUGCCACCCAGCCUCCAUCUCCUCAGCCUCAGCAUCCUUGGAUGGAACUACAGCUCUAAUCACAGUGCUCACAUCAGCCACAUACACUCAGGCAAAGCCCUUCACUCAGAGCCAGACUUUGAUCGUGUGUUGCUGAGAAUCAUGCAUCUGUUUGAGGAGGGGGAGGACCCUGAGCUUUCCAAGCCCGUCACCAUGAACCUUAAAGAAGUGCUGCAGGGCAUAGGAGAGGUGAAGUUGCUGGAGGAGCGUUCUCUCACGGGAACCUGGAAUAUCACCAGUCUGCAGAGGUGGAAGUGGAAAACUGCAGAUAACUUAGAAAAAAAGGAUGAACAGUAUCGUGGGAGACAAGACAAAGAUUUUGUUGUGACCAUCUCACCUAAAGAGAUCCGAACCUUCUUCGUUCACUUCGGCUCUGGGAACUUUUAGACUGAAUCUGGUCUUCCAUGAAGAUCACAACUCUUUACGCAAAAUGAGACGCUGCUUUUAAAGAUUUAAUCACAUGCUGCUCUUUUGAUUAUUGCAGUCUUUGCACAUGAUUAUGGGUUUUUUUUCAUGAUCUGCUGAUAAACUAUGUACCUUGUGACUCACAGAAUAAAGUGAUUAUUUUUGUCGA
Cololabis saira (Pacific saury) is the source of this 3350-nucleotide messenger RNA. RefSeq names its product mannosidase, alpha, class 2B, member 2 (gene man2b2). Gene Ontology annotation, molecular function: carbohydrate binding; alpha-mannosidase activity. Gene Ontology annotation, biological process: mannose metabolic process. The record is from RefSeq and is a predicted model, not a curated record. The transcript has 19 exons. The coding region runs from base 110 to 3163 and encodes 1017 amino acids. Gene Ontology annotation, cellular component: lysosome. Lineage: Eukaryota; Metazoa; Chordata; Actinopteri; Beloniformes; Belonidae.